Saccostrea echinata is the source of this 2730-nucleotide messenger RNA. RefSeq names its product threonine synthase-like 1. Gene Ontology annotation, cellular component: cytoplasm. Lineage: Eukaryota; Metazoa; Mollusca; Bivalvia; Ostreida; Ostreidae. Bases 67 to 2274 code for a protein of 735 amino acids. The record is from RefSeq and is a predicted model, not a curated record. The transcript has 10 exons.
AAUUGGAAUGUUGCGGAAAAAGUUGUCUGCUUAGUUUUCCAAGGGAUUGCGUAAUAUUUGGCAAAAAUGCUGUCCACUUUGAGAAACUCCGUACUGUGGCGUUUCGUUGAAGCCCAGACUAUAACAUGUACCACCCUUCGUAUACGAGGUUACCAGCAGCAGAGGAGACUCAAUACCACAACCCGAAUUUUCUCAGAGAAGUAUAAUAUAAUUUUAAUGGGAAGCCCUGGGAGUGGCAAGUCAACAGUAGCUCGCAUCCUAUCCAAGAAGCUGAACAAACCAUCCAUAGACAUUGAUAAUGAUGUGCUGGAGCCAAUGUGGGGUAAAAAGAUAUCAGAAAAAUUGAAAGAAAAGGGAUCAAAAGCCUUUAUUGAAGAAGAAGGCAAGGCUUUAAUGACUGUUAAAGCAGAGAACAGCAUAAUAUCUCUCACUGGUUCUAAUCCAUUACACGAUGAGGCGAUGCGUUAUAUAGCUAACACAGGUUAUGUUAUUUUCUUGGACUACCCUGCAAAGGGAAUUCUACAAAGACUUCAUAAAAUGAAAAUAGACAGAAUAGUGGGACAGGAAAUGGGAACCCCACUCACAGACAUUCUGGACCACAGACAAAGUACAUACGAACAGGCAUACGAUAUCCGAAUACUGUGUGAGGAGGACGAAAGUCCAGAAUCUGUGUCGGAAAAAGUGGUACAAGCUUUGAAAGUGCUGGAAGAGGACCAAGGAUAUGUGUCGACCAGACAGGAUGUUAAAUCAGUGAGUCCCCAUGAAAGAACAACGUUAGGUGAGAUUCUAUUACAAGGACUGGCUCCAGAUGGGGGACUUUAUGUACCAGCUCUUCAGAUUCCAAUUUUAACCAAGGGAGAAUGGAGUAGACUCGUUAACGUCGGGUAUCGGGACCGAGCUUUGAGAAUCAUGGAGAAAUUGAUAAAUCCCUUUGAUCUCCACCCAUCCAAACUUAGACUUUUCAUUGAGAAAGCGUACAAUAGUGAGUUGUUUAGUGAUGAGAAAAUAUUUCCUGUCCGGCAUCUGCAAGACAAUCAGUUUCUGUUAGAACUAUUUCAUGGACCUACCGGGUCAUUUAAAGAUGGGGCACUUCAAUUAAUGCCACAAAUGUUUGUUGAUGCUUUACGACACAGUCAACCUAUGAAUAGUAGCAGGUAUAUUAUCUUAGUGGCCACAUCAGGAGACACAGGGGGUGCAGUCCUUGAUGGAUUUCGCAGACAUGCUGAGGGUAGUGGAGUGGGGGUGAUAGUGCUAUUUCCAGAAGAUGGAAUCAGUGAGGUACAAAGACUCCAGAUGACAUCCAUGAGUGGAGGGAAUGUACAGGUUCUAGGUAUUGAGGGAGAUUUUGAUCUCUGUCAGGCUAUGGUAAAGAGAGCAUUUCAGGAUCAGGACCUUGCCAGCUGGUUGGCUGCCAAUGGGAAUUUCAAACUGAGGUAUAAAAAUGCUGCUAACUCCAUCACCUGGGGGCGUCUCCUCCCACAGAUUGUGUUCCAGGUGUCAGCUUACCUUAACCUUGUAGAACAGAAGGUCAUCUCCCUUGGUGAUGAAGUGGAUGUUUGUAUACCAACAGGAAACUUUGGAAAUAUUUUAGGAGCUUUUUAUGCUCAGGCCAUGGGAAUUCCAUUCAGAAGACUUAUAUGUGCAUCCAACACCAACAAUACACUUACAGAAUUCAUCAACUCUGGAAAGUACGAUAUACGAUCCCGUCAACUCCAGAAGACUCAGUCGCCAGCCAUAGAUAUACUUAAAGCCUCAAAUUUAGAACGCUUCAUCUAUCACAUGUCAAAUAGGGACCAUCAGCUUGUACGCAAAUGUUUCAAGGACCUAGAAGAAAAUCAAUGUUUUGAAGUGACUGGCCAGCUUUUGGAAGAUAUUCAGGGCUUACUAGUGGGAAAAUGGUGCUCAGAAGCUGAGUGUUUACAAACCAUAAAAAAGUGCUUUGACAAAACAGGAUAUCUUUUGGAUCCACAUACAGCAAUCGCAAAGUUUGUGGCAGAUCUUGUAAACGACGGAGAUGUUCCAAUGAUCAUCAAUGCAACAGCCCACUACUCGAAAUUCAUACCUCAGGUUCUGCAAGCCCUGGGGCGUAAAAAAGACAUGAAGGAGAAAUCUGUGUCAGAAUUGUUUGAAAUGGCCCACAAAAUCACAGAAGCUCCCAGCAUGCAUAGCAGAUUGGAAGAGUGUGUAAAGUCAGCCUCAACCUGUGAAAAAGUGCUUAAACCUAAUUACGAGGAUGUUGAGAGAGAGAUCAAAAUAUUUUCCCAUAAGAUUUAGAGGCAGUUUUUUUUUUGCUUUUAUUAAUGUGUAAACUUGAAUGCAUGGUUUCUGUUCUAUGUAUAUUUUUCCAAGUGUGCACCAAAUAACAUAAUACCAGACCAUUUUGAAUAGGGAUUAUUAUUGUGUAAACUGGUAUGCAUGAUUUUCCUCAUGUGGAAACCUUUCCUGUGUACCAAAUUAUAUAAAACCAGGCCAUAUUGAAUAUGAUUGGUAUACUUUCCAAGACAUGAUGUAGUUGAGAAUAAUUUCAGGAAACCAUAAAGAUGUUGUAUCAUUAAUAAGAAUCAUGAACGAUAGUGCCAUUUAAAAAUGUGAAGAAAACUUAGUAUAUUUACAUAAAAUGUCAUGUUAUUGGCAUGAUUUAUCAUUUGGUUUUUAAAUCAAUAUAUGAAGUUCAGGUUUAUUUGACAAGCGAAGGAUGUUCCUUAAAUGUUUUUAAAGGGAAAAAUCUAA